AUGACUCUGAUCAACGGUGUUGACUACUCUGUAGUCAACCCAGAGAACAAAUGGAAGAUUUUAAAAUCGCAGUCGAGAUUUGCUCUCUGGGCCCUCUUGAUCUCAUCCGGCGUUGUCAUGCAGGGUUUCGAUAUCGUGGCUGGCGGUCAGCUUGCCGCCCUGCCUGCGUUCAGAGAGAAGUUUGGUGUACAUCAGUCUGACGGGACCUACCUCAUCCCGGCUCACUACCUCUCUGCCUGGAACUCCAUCGCUCCAGCAACCGAAAUAGUUUCAGCAUUCAUCUUCGCGCCUCUUUUAGAUCGAUUCGGCCGAAAAUGGGGUAUAUUGGCUGCAUCGCUCAUUUCGGUGGCGGGAGUACUUCUACAGCAACUUGCCCCUGAUUGGAAAGUCCACCUUGCCGGCCGAGGCGUGAACGGCAUCGCAAUCGGCUUGAUGUUCACAAUUUCGCCACUCUGGAUCGGAGAGACGUGUCGCCCAGAAUUACGCGGCUUCUUUCUGUGCUUCUUCAACACGAGCAUCGUCUUUGGCCAAUUUGCCAUAGUCAUCGUCAGCCAAGGCAGCAGCCACAUCUCUGGGAGGUGGCAAUGGUGGCUCCCAGUCGUUGCCAUGUAUUUUUUUCCGGUGCUACUAACUAUUUCGUGGCCGUUCUUUCCCGAGUCACCUUACUGGCUUGUUCGCCGCUGCCGCACGACCGAUGCAAAGCGAGCACUUCGCCGCAUCUACGGCUUUCAAGAAACCGAAUACUACGAUAUCGAAGUGGCGCGGUUGGAAGAAGAGAUACGAAUUACGAACGAUCUCCAUGGAGACGUGGAUUCGACACCUCCUCAUCGGUUCCUAGGCAUAAACGUACAGUUCGAAGUGGAAUGCUUCAACGCCACGAACCGGAAGCGCACCUUUACCGCCAUCUUUGCUGCUUCCGCCCAGCAAAUGAUUGGGGCCACGUUUGUAAUUGGAUACGCAACAUACUUCUUCGAGCUGAUUGGCAUCAAAGAUUACUUUGGAGCCUCCAUCGCCCUAUACGUGGUUAUGCUCGUCGCGAGCUGCGCCGCCUUUCCCCUGACCGAGAUAUACGGCCGUCGGUUCUUGAUCGUUGGCCCACAGUUUGUGCUGUGCUUCAUGCUGCUCAUCAUCGGGAUCCUUGGAUGUGUCCCUAAUAAGAGUCGAGCAAGCUGGGGCAUAGUCGGCAUACUUUAUGUUUGGGCACUGAUAUAUCAGCUUUCGAUUGGGGCAACAGGAUUUGUCUUGGCCUCGGAAAUUGCCACCAUGCGUCUAAGAGCAGCAACUCAGGGACUAAUCACCAUCACUAACUCGGUAUGGGGGUUGAUCAUGCAGUUCACGGUUCCUUACAUGAUCAACCCAGACGCUGGUGACUUGGGCGGGAAGGUUGGCUUCAUUUUUCUGGGGACGGGCUUAAUCGCAAGUGUUGGGGGUUGGUACCUGUUUCCUGAAACCAAGGGCCUUGCUUUCGAAAAGCUUGAUGAGCUUUACGCGAUGAAGGUAUCUCCGAGGCACUUCAAGCAAGCCAAUGAGCUUCCCGAGGUCAGAUCCUCUCUGGCAGGGCCAGGCAAGGCUAAGGAAGAGGAUGUUAACGUAGAGCAUGUCUAG
Molecule: messenger RNA, 1605 nt
Organism: Purpureocillium lilacinum
Lineage: Eukaryota; Fungi; Ascomycota; Sordariomycetes; Hypocreales; Ophiocordycipitaceae
Biological process (GO): carbohydrate transport; transmembrane transport
Cellular component (GO): membrane
Molecular function (GO): carbohydrate:proton symporter activity
Source: RefSeq, a predicted model, not a curated record